This is a messenger RNA of Penicillium antarcticum, 2073 nucleotides long. Its product is annotated as Zn(II)2Cys6 transcription factor. Bases 1 to 2073 code for a protein of 690 amino acids. Gene Ontology annotation, cellular component: nucleus. Gene Ontology annotation, molecular function: sequence-specific DNA binding; DNA-binding transcription factor activity, RNA polymerase II-specific; zinc ion binding. Gene Ontology annotation, biological process: DNA-templated transcription; positive regulation of transcription by RNA polymerase II. The record is from RefSeq and is a predicted model, not a curated record. The transcript has 5 exons. NCBI's taxonomy places the organism in Eukaryota, Fungi, Ascomycota, Eurotiomycetes, Eurotiales, Aspergillaceae.
AUGAAAGUGUCCAAGACAUCUGACCCGGCUAUUCGGCGACAGAAAAAGAAGUCAAUCACCUGUCAACGAUGCCAUGCACACAAGAUGAAGUGUAGUGGAGGCCAGCCAUGUACUAAAUGUCGGCAAUCCAGUUGCCCCGCCGAUUGCCAUUAUGUGAAUCGAGAUCGCCAAAUUAAAGUACAUGAGAGGUAUGAUCCACUGCGAAUCUGCCGUGGCAAAGCUAACGGUCCAAGUUAUAUCGACGAGCUCGCAGCUGAAAAUCAGCGAUUGCGAGAUCAAUUGUCUCAGUCGCCACCCGAAAACCACUGCUCAUCUUCUUCAGUUACCAAUGAAUCGGCCGCAGAUAGACAUGUUCAAAACCCAAUGCUGGGAGAACGAGCCUGGUUUCAACCCUAUGACCCAUCGUCACUACCAAUUCACAUUGGAGAAGCAGCAUGUACAGCAUUCGUUACUCGUUUACGCAAGGUUCUCACAAAGAAGGAGACGACAAUCCACAUGCCUCGGACACAGUAUACAUCCGAAUCCACAUUGAUGAAGAUCCGCGACCCAGCAAUAGAAUGGCCCAGUCUUCCUCAAGCUCGGCUUCUGAUUCAGAUUGUAUUCAGCCAGGUUAGCCGGGUGUAUCAUUUGGUGCUGCGCAAGUCGACAUUUGAUCAGCUGGAAGAUGCCUACCGAGAUAGAAACCUCGACAAUCCUGUCUUAACUUGCAAAUUCUUCGCUUUAUUUGCUCUUGGUGAAGCAUACUCUGCACGAUCGAAUUCGACGCUUGAAUGCAAUGUUCCUGGCGCCGCUUAUUAUGUAAAUGCGAUGACGAUGAUCCUUAUCUUGCCUGAACGUCCAAGUCUGACGCAUAUUGAGAGUUUGUUGCUUCUGUCUCUAUAUUCAUUCUUCCUCAACAGACGCCACUCUGCCUUUUUGCUUGUUGGCAGCGCGAUGCGCCUGGGGUUGACCUUGGGAUUGAAUCAUGACAUACCGCAAUCCAAAUGUCCUGAUCCAGUUGACCGCCAGCAUCGAACAAGAUUAUGGUGGGGGAUCUAUGUCUUUGACCGAAUGUAUGGCUCGAAAGUCGGCUGGCCAAUCCAAAUUGCCGAUGAGGAUAUUCAUGUCAAGAUGCCGUCCACGGUGCCUGGUGACAUUCAUAACGAGGAAUUCUCUGACACGGAGUUCUUGACAGCGAGUAUUCAACUUGCUAGGAUCACAGGACAGGUUAUCGACCGGGUGUAUAGCCGAAAGAAACAUCCCGAGUCAUUCUUGCAGCGCGAACAGAAGCUUCUUAUUUCUUUGAAACAAUGGGCUUGCGCUCUGGCUCCGAAUAUCAGACUCAAUUGCGAAGGUCCGAUUCUGAAGAAUGUCAUAUCAUUGCAUUUGCAAUUCAACCAAUGUAUUAUGUUAGCCAGUCGACCGGUCCUUUUGUAUGCUCUUAUUCAAACUACAUAUUCAGAGCCACCUGAAGAAGAUGCUGCCCACCCAAAUAUCCGUCAAACCCUUAAAACGCUCAGCGAUGCCUGCAUUCACGCAGCAAGACACACCCACUCACUUAUCGUGGAUGAGUGGACAAACGGAUCGCUCCCAGUUUUUGGCUACUUCUAUGCUCAUUAUCUAUUUUCUUCGGCACUUAUCAUGGUCAUCUCAAGUCAAGUGUAUCCAGAGAAUAGCGGUGACUUUUCUCUGUUCGAGGCAGCAUUCGAGAUUCUUCGGGCAAUGAGUAACCAUGGAAAUCUGGCUGCGACCGAAUUUUAUGAUAAUCUUGAGUGUGUCCGACAGCGCUUGGACCAACAGGGUGCAUCUGAGUCGCGUCCUUCUCUUCAAUUCGAUCGGUCCUUUGUUAACGAUCAAAGUGGUGCACAUCCUUCAAUGAUGCCCACUCUUUUAGGCGGAAGACCAAGUGACUUGAGCCUUGUGGGCAGUGUACCUGAGGCCAUUGCACCAGGAAACCUUACGAACGACAUGUCCUUCCUGGGAGAGGGUAUGGAGGAGUUCCUAGCACAGCCUGAUGUUGAUUUUGAUUUCCUGGAUCCUUCCAUGACUGAUGCUAUGUCCUCGUGGCCGAAGUUCUCUUUAUGGACUGCAUAA